CCAGUCUGAAAUGUUCUUCUAGGAGUUUAAGACGGUUGCUCCUGAUUUUCCCCUGAGCAAUAAUAACGAAGCCCUGAGCAAACAACCUGCAUUUCCAUAAUUUGGAUGUACACAUGCAAUUCGUCCUGCACUGUGAAUCCUCUGUGAACCUGCCCUUGUCCAUCCUGCUGGAAAGGUACUGUGAAGCAUUGUCAGGCCUCUACAAUGUCACAGGUCCCUAUUGCAAUGCCACCACGGAUCAGAUCGGGACCUGCUGGCCCAAGACCGCGGCUGGGGAACUGGUGGAGAGACCCUGCCCGGAGUUCUUCAACGGCAUCAAAUACAACACCACCCGAAAUGCCUACAGAGAGUGUAUGGGAAAUGGGACAUGGGCGUCCAAGAUAAACUACUCUCAAUGUGAGCCUAUUCUGGAUGACAAGAGGAAGUAUGCACUCCAUUACAAGAUUGCUCUCAUCAUAAACUACCUGGGACACUGUAUAUCUGUAGGAGCACUUAUUGUUGCCUUCAUGCUUUUCUUGUGCUUGAGGAGCAUCAGAUGCCUGAGAAACAUUAUCCACUGGAACUUGAUAACAACAUUCAUCCUGAGGAAUGUGAUGUGGUUUUUGCUUCAAAUGAUUGAUCAUAACAUACAUGAAAGCAAUGAACCCUGGUGCCGGUGUAUUACAACGAUCUACAAUUAUUUUGUGGUGACUAACUUCUUCUGGAUGUUUGUGGAAGGCUGCUAUUUACACACAGCAAUCGUGAUGACAUACUCCACAGAUAAACUGAGGAAAUGGGUCUUUCUCUUCAUAGGAUGGUGUAUUCCUUGCCCGAUCAUAAUUGCGUGGGCCAUUGGCAAGCUGUAUUAUGAAAAUGAACAAUGCUGGUUCGGGAAGGAACCAGGAAAGUACAUAGACUACAUAUAUCAAGGCCCGGUGAUUCUUGUUCUUCUGAUAAAUUUUGUAUUUCUAUUUAACAUAGUUAGGAUUUUAAUGACAAAACUAAGAGCCUCAACCACUUCAGAAACGAUACAAUACAGGAAGGCAGUGAAGGCUACGUUAGUCCUCCUGCCUCUUCUAGGCAUUACCUAUAUGCUUUUCUUCGUCAACCCAGGUGAAGAUGACAUUUCCCAGAUUGUCUUCAUCUACUUCAAUUCCUUCUUGCAGUCCUUUCAGGGUUUCUUUGUGUCAGUAUUUUACUGCUUCCUGAAUGGUGAGGUCCGCUCAGCCGCAAGGAAAAGAUGGCAUCGCUGGCAGGACCACCAUUCCCUCCGUGUCCGUGUGGCCCGGGCCAUGUCUAUUCCCACCUCCCCGACGAGGAUCAGCUUCCACAGCAUCAAACAGACUGCGGCCGUUUGAUCGCACAGAAGCCCAGAGGCCUUCUCUUCCUUUCUCUUCCCCUUCCCUCUUCCUUUUUCUUUGCACCGUGCUCUUUCGGCAGUGAGGUGACCCCCUUGUGUCUUUGUGGACAUUCAUCCAUUUAUGCCCGAUGCUGCUUUAAGGCAACCAGCCAAAUAUAUAACAUAGGAGAGGACAGUGUGGGGGGGGGUGGGGAGGGCAGGGAGCAAAGUAGGAAGAAGAACAGGAGUCAAAACUGUUGGCUCAAUGAAGAGAUUUUCAGCCUGUAGCCAUAAAGAAUAAGACAGCCGGAUGGAAGGAAAAUUGGGUUUUUCACGGGUUGGUUUUUUUCCCCUUGAACUAGGGUGGCUCCAAAGACUUUCUAAAGAACCGCCCACCUUGUUGCAUCUUUCCAUGCCUAACAGUUCCAGCUACUUUGCUCGGCAGCCUGUCCACCUCCUCCUUUGCUCUUGGAAAAAGUUUCUCCUCUGCAGAGCUGGCCUUCAAGUGCACGAGGCAGUAAACGGAAGAUGAUGUUGAAGGUGUUGUGGAGAAUCAGAACUUGGACACCUUCUCCAUGUCUGCCCCUGAUAGAAGGGUAUUGGCCCGUAUGGAAAUCAGUGGGCUCUUUGUCUGGUCCGAAGCCAGCCCUAUGGACAGAAAAGGUUUUGAAACCUUCAAACUCUGUAAUAUCUCUAGAUCUCUCUAUAAAUUAUUCUCACUCAUCUCCGCUUUAGCCCGAUAGUUUCGACAUUAUGUAAAAUAACCUUUGGACGUCUUUAUUUGCUUUUACCUGGGGGAAGGUAGGGGAGGGCAAAGGGACACCCUGAGGAUUUUCUCAAUUGUGUUGCUUGGUUUUUUGAUUCAAAAAGGGAAGCUCUGUAAAAAAAGGCGAUGAUGGUUUCUGAGUUACGAGGAUAGUGCUCAAUGCUGCACAAAGAAUAUCUAUUCAUCAUUUUGAACUAGAACAGGUGCAUCUAGUUAGGCUUUUUAUGUGAUGUUCAGAAAUAUUGUAUAUUUUCAAUAAUAAACACUAUUCUG
Messenger RNA from Alligator sinensis (Chinese alligator), 2357 nucleotides. It is a transcript of the gene CRHR2, whose product is annotated as corticotropin releasing hormone receptor 2. The record is from RefSeq and is a predicted model, not a curated record. The coding region runs from base 114 to 1337 and encodes 407 amino acids. Lineage: Eukaryota; Metazoa; Chordata; Crocodylia; Alligatoridae. Gene Ontology annotation, cellular component: dendrite; plasma membrane; axon terminus. Gene Ontology annotation, biological process: cell surface receptor signaling pathway; adenylate cyclase-modulating G protein-coupled receptor signaling pathway; long-term synaptic potentiation. The transcript is spliced from 13 exons. Gene Ontology annotation, molecular function: G protein-coupled peptide receptor activity; peptide hormone binding; corticotrophin-releasing factor receptor activity.